Gigantopelta aegis is the source of this 1941-nucleotide messenger RNA. RefSeq names its product antigen WC1.1-like. Gene Ontology annotation, cellular component: membrane. The transcript is spliced from 7 exons. The record is from RefSeq and is a predicted model, not a curated record. NCBI's taxonomy places the organism in Eukaryota, Metazoa, Mollusca, Gastropoda, Neomphalida, Peltospiridae. Bases 1 to 1410 code for a protein of 469 amino acids.
AUGGGAAUGGGAACUCUAUUUACGUGCCCUGAUGAGAUAGGACGGACAGGGGGCCUCGUCUCUGACUCUCGACGCAUCGCGGUGUUGACAGGAGGUGAUGGCGAAGUCGGCACACGGUUCCUCUUCCUGGUCCUUCCUUUCUUCGGUGGUACCCGAUCACCAUACGCCAGGGUCACGGAAGCCCGUUCAGAAUUUUGUUUCAGCUAUGGUGGAAUACCUUACAGUAAUGCGGUAUAUGGUAGCGGAUCGGGGCAAAUUUGGCUACAUUCUGUGGAUUGUACUGGAAAUGAAGCAACAAUAGAUGCCUGCAGAAAAACUACCUGGGGUCAACAUGUCUGUCAACAUUCCGAUGACGCAGGAGUUAAGUGUUAUACGACGUCAAACACACCUGGCGACAUCACAGUGGAAUUAGUCGAUGGACCACAGAGAAAUGAAGGGCGAGUGGAAAUAGUUCACAAUGGAGUCCGCGGAACGAUAUGUGAUGACCAUUGGGAUGAACAGGAUGCGUCCGUUAUUUGUAGAAUGCUGGGAUACAAUAAUGGUGGGAUAACUCACGGCGGGGCAACGUACGGCCAGGGGACAGGGACGAUCCUACUGGACGAUGUACAGUGUAAUGGGGGUGAAACCACUAUAGAUAACUGCACGAAAAGUGACUGGGGAACCCACAACUGUUCCCAUGCUAAUGAUGCAGGUGUCACCUGCAAUGUUAUAUCAAGUGACACGGUUGAUAACAUUGCACUACAGAAACCUACGUUUAUGAGCAGCGUGUUUCAGCUAGAAGGGUCUCAGUAUGCUGUUGAUGGCAACAUGGGAACUUCCUUACUCGCGGAUCACUGCAGUCACACCAACAUGUAUGAUUACAACCCGUGGUGGAUGGUAGAUCUGUUUGGGACAUUUCUUGUUCAAUAUGUCACACUAACCAACAGAGGGGAUGCCUCUUGGGACCGACUCCACAGCUUCGUCAUUGAAAUAUUUGCACAAAACCCGACAACACAUCCUAGCAGUUCUUCUCAAGUCUGUUUCAACUACACUGGCGUGGCGCUGGGGAAGGCAGAGACCAGGACAUUGACCUGCGAGAGGUCAGUAAGAGGUCGCUUUGUCCGAAUUAGCAAGUGGAAAGUGGAUGCUUAUUACGAUGUUUUGACCUUGUGUGAAGUCCAAAUAUUUGGAUGCGAUUUUCCAAGAAUCCUUCCCCGCGUCUCCAAAACUAGUAUGACAUCGCAAAACUCUGAGCGUGUAACUACCAUAACUCCAAUGGAUUGUGCCGCGAAAUGCGAUAGGAAAACCAGAUGUCUGGCAUUCAACUUCAACGUCAACACACAUGAAUGCGAGCUCAUCUUAAACCCCGUGAUCAACAAUACGAUGACGCCACAAGCAGACUGGAACUACUAUGGACCAGAUUUGAACUGAAAAGAACAAAUAGAGACAAUACAGACAAUUUAAGUUUAAAAGAUAUCCCAAGCAUGUUUGGGUUGUUUAUUUGUUUAGCUAUGAAUUAUCGAAGAUGUCAUAAAGAUAUAUAUUGUUAGAAAUAACGAAGCCAUUAAAGGUAUUGAUAUAGACGGCGAAGAAUACCUUAUAUCACAAUACGCCGAUGACACCAGCUUCAUUCUUGACGGAUCUCCCGAGUCCUUGUACGGUACAUUUAAAGUUUUAGAUUAUUACGCACGUAUUUCUGGUUUAAAAAUAAAUUAUUCUAAAUCAAAAGCCAUAUGGAUUGGAAAUAAAAAGUUCUCUAACGAGGUUUUUCACCAUGCACGAUGGAAGUUGGAAUGGGGGGCAACAGAUUUGUGUAUACUUGGUAUUAAUUUCUCAGUUACCUUGAAACAUAUCAUGCAUCUAAAUUAUAAUAUUAAAGUACUGGAAAUUCAAAAAUUAAUAAAUUUAUGGUCCAUUAGAAAAUUAACGGUUUUGGGGAGAAUAACUGUUCUUAAAACCUUA